AAAAAAAUCAUAAUUAUCAAAUCAAAUGUCAUUCUCCACAUCUUCAGUUAGUAACUCUGCAAUAUUUUCUUAAUCUUCAUUAAAUAGCAUCCAAACUCAGUAUGAUGAAGAAUUAGAAUAAUAGGAAUUGGAAGCAGAAAAAGAGAAGUUUGCUUAAAUGUUUGAAGCACAUUAUAAUACUACCAAUAUGUUCAUUUAGACUGUUUAAGAGUCUGUUAUUUUAAAGUAACAAAUCUAGAAAAUUUUACUUUUAUUAGGAAAGCAAAUAAACAGAGAAUGUUAAAACGAAAAAUUCGUAAACUGAUGAGAAGUUCAAUAAGUAGUAGAAAGAUGGUUGAAAUUUUAAGGAAGGAAGAGUCCGUUAAUGAAAUGACAUAAUAAAACUUAUUUAAAUAUUAUCCAUAUUAUGAAGGCCAAUAUUAUGGGGUAGAUGGUAAUAUAAAUCAAGAAAUUGACAAUUAAGAUUGGCAGCCUAAACCUGUACCAAUUAUUAAACCUAAUUCAAGUAGUAUUUUUUCUUCGUUAACUUUGCAUUCAGGUUUGUUAUAUUUUUUAAUUUUAGAAUCCCAGACUAAUAUCAGCAAUAUUAGCAAUAUCAAUGAUUUAAAUAAUAAUGAUAUCAAUCUUAAUUAGAUGAACAACAAUAUUUAAAUUAAUAACACUAAUAAUAAUUGUGAGGGAAUUGUGAGAAAAGCUUUCUAAUAAUAUGAUCCCAAUGAAUAGUGUUAUAGGGAGUAGCAUUAGUAGUAGUGAAAAAAACCCUUCAAACUAGUAGCUGCAGUUAUGAGGGGUUGAAAAAGCCGUGCGUGCACUCAAAGAAGUGACAAAGCUUUCAUCAACACCUAUAAAUUAUUAUUUUCAAAAAAUAUCUUCUGCUUG
Messenger RNA from Paramecium sonneborni, 879 nucleotides. NCBI's taxonomy places the organism in Eukaryota, Ciliophora, Oligohymenophorea, Peniculida, Parameciidae. The record is from the annotation of a GenBank genome assembly.